Drosophila grimshawi is the source of this 1232-nucleotide messenger RNA. RefSeq names its product probable malonyl-CoA-acyl carrier protein transacylase, mitochondrial (gene beg). The transcript has a single exon. The coding region runs from base 41 to 1183 and encodes 380 amino acids. Gene Ontology annotation, molecular function: transferase activity. Lineage: Eukaryota; Metazoa; Arthropoda; Insecta; Diptera; Drosophilidae. The record is from RefSeq and is a predicted model, not a curated record.
UGUUAUGCAUUAAGUUAAAAGCCGCAUUCCAAAAAAAAAUAUGUUCGUUGCAAGAACGCGCAAUUUCGUGAGAAAAACAAAUGUGCCCGGCAACUGGAGCUGGUGCCGUUGGAGCAGCACAACAGAACCGGUAAAAACAACUACACACGAUGCGACAACAAGCAAACGAGAGCAGCUACUCAAAGAGUUAGAGGAUCCUCUCGAGCAGAGCAGCAGCCGGCAAGCAAUCGAUCCGAAGGAGACGAGCGUGGUACUGUUUCCUGGCCAGGGCACACAGUAUGUUGGCAUGGCCAAGGAUCUGCUGCGGUUUCCCGGCGCUCGACGCAUCUUUCAGCUGGCCAACGAGGUGCUCAAAUACGAUCUGCUCAAGAUCUGUUUGGAGGGUCCGCGCGAGAAACUCAAUCGCACCGAAUACGCACAGCUGGCCGUGAUGGUCUCCUCGUUAGCGGCACUGGAGCAACUGCGCGAAGAGCGGCCCAAAGCCAUAGAAAGUUGUGUGGCCACCGCCGGCUUUAGUCUGGGCGAGAUCACAGCUCUAGUCUAUGCCGGAGCGCUGCCCUUCGACAAAGCACUCCAACUGGUGCAGGUACGCGCCAAUGCGAUGCAGGCGGCCUGUGAUCAAGCAGCGGGCGCCAUGGCAAUGACACUCUACGGCCCGGACACCAAUCUGGGCGAGGCAUGCGCCAAGGCGCAACAGUGGUGUCUGGAUCGGGGCGUGGAGUCACCUUAUUGUGGCAUUGCCAACUACAUGUAUCCCCAUUGCAAGGUCGUGGCAGGCAAUGUGGAGGCCCUCGAGUUCCUGGAGCAGAAUGCCAAGGCUCUCAAGAUACGCCGGAUGAAACGCUUAGCGGUCAGCGGCGCAUUUCAUACGCCUUUGAUGCAAAGUGCCGUUGAGCCAUUUGCCAAGGCUCUCAAGUCCAUUCGCCUGCAAGAUCCUAUAAUACGCGUCUACUCCAAUGUGGAUGGGAAGCCAUACAAGCAUGCGACGCACAUCCUCCGCCAGCUGCCCAAACAGAUUGUGCGUCCAGUGAAAUGGGAGCAGACGCUGCACGAGCUCUACGAGCGGCGGCAAGGCGCCGACUUUCCGCGCACCUUCGAGUGUGGUCCCGGCAAGGGACUGACACAGGUGCUCGAGAAGGUCAACGCCAAGGCGGCACAAACGGCACACAACGUGUCAGCUUAACAACUAUUAACAUUGAAAAAAUAUAAACAUUUUUUUUAUGCUUUAUAUA